AAAAGACACACAACAAUGGGAAAAUUCAUUUUCUUAUUCCUUCUUUUUACUCUGUUUUUGUCCAAUUUUGUUGCUUCAAGCCUUGGAAAGAAGCAAACUGAUGUUCUUGGUGAAUUUUACAAGGCCAAACAAAAGAAGAAUUCAGCUUUUGAGAAGAAUUAUUUUAAGGCGGAAGCCGUUGAGAAUGUAGAAUUAGACAAAGUUAUUAUUCCACAGGAGGGAUCAAAAGAAAAAGAUUGGAUCAAUAAAUUGCCUGGACAACCACCAGUGAAGUUUCAACAAUAUGGUGGUUAUGUUAUUGUCAAUGAAUCUUCUGGUCGUGCUUUGUUUUAUUACUUUACUGAAGCUGAAAAUUCUAAGUCAUUGCCUUUGCUCCUUUGGCUCAAUGGAGGUCCUGGUUGUUCUUCUAUGGCAUAUGGGGCCAUGGAGGAACUUGGACCAUUUAGAGUUAACAGUGAUGGGAAAACAUUACACAGGAAUCGUUAUGCGUGGAACCGUGCUGCCAAUGUGUUGUUCUUGGAGUCUCCUGCUGGAGUAGGAUUUUCAUAUACAAAUACAAGCAGUGACCUCAAUACAACUGGAGAUAGUCGAACUGCUAAUGAUAACGUUGUAUUUUUACUCAAUUGGCUCGAGAGAUUUCCAGAGUACAAGAACAGAGAUUUUUACAUUUCGGGUGAGAGUUAUGCCGGGCAUUAUGUACCUCAAUUGGCACAUGCAAUUCUUAAGCAUAACAAGCUAGCGAACAAGACUCUUAUCAAUCUUAAAGGAAUAAUUAUUGGGAAUGCAGUGAUCAAUGAUGAAACAGACACCAUAGGAAUGUAUGAGUACUUUGCAUCUCAUGCCCUAAUUUCAGAUGAAACUUACCUUGACAUCCAGAAAUAUUGUUACGAGGAUAACUACAAUGAGGGAAAGUGCAAUAGUGCAGUUACAACCACAAACAACAAUCUCAACAAUCUUGACAUAUACAACAUUUAUUAUCCGCUGUGUAAGGAUGGAAAUCUCACGAAAUACCCCAAAACACCGUCACCAUUGCAGAUUGACCCCUGCUCAGAUAAUUACAUUUAUGCUUACCUGAACAGGCGGGAUGUUCAAGAUGCACUCCAUGCCAAUGUUACGCACAUCAAAUAUGACUGGGAAUCUUGCAGCGAUUCACUCUUUUACAAUUGGAAAGACAGCCCGGUGACCAUAAUUCCUCUCCUCAAAGAGUCUUUGGCAAACGGUGUUCGUGUGUGGGUUUUUAGUGGUGAUACAGAUGGAAGAGUGCCUGUAACUUCUUCAAAGAGAUCUAUACAAGCAAUGAAUCUUACAGUUGAUCAACCUUGGCGCUCUUGGUUGAAUGGAGGAGAGGUUGGUGGAUAUGUUGAGACAUAUAAAGGAGGUCUAACAUUUGCAACAGUAAGAGGCGCGGGACAUGAAGUUCCAAGUUACCAACCUGCUAGAGCCCUUUCCCUCAUUUCUCACUUCCUUUCUGGCACGUUACCCCCUGGAGAUCAUUAA
Solanum dulcamara is the source of this 1497-nucleotide messenger RNA. Its product is annotated as serine carboxypeptidase-like 40. Gene Ontology annotation, molecular function: serine-type carboxypeptidase activity. Lineage: Eukaryota; Viridiplantae; Streptophyta; Magnoliopsida; Solanales; Solanaceae. Gene Ontology annotation, cellular component: vacuole. Gene Ontology annotation, biological process: proteolysis. The coding region runs from base 16 to 1497 and encodes 493 amino acids. The record is from RefSeq and is a predicted model, not a curated record. The transcript has 8 exons.